Messenger RNA from Symbiodinium sp. CCMP2456, 1509 nucleotides. The record is from the annotation of a GenBank genome assembly. Lineage: Eukaryota; Dinophyceae; Suessiales; Symbiodiniaceae.
AUGUCGCCCAGCUCGGAGACGGUGCUGGGCAGGCCAGACGCCAUUGCGCCAGAGGUAUCCUUCGGCCUCCAGGACCCAAUUCCCUCCGAAUUUGCAAGUGCAUCAGAGGAGGAUGUAAAAGACGGGGGUGAGCAGCUCGCGCCCUUCUACAUUGCAUUUGUCAACCAGAUGGAGGCGACACGGCCAGAGGUACUACGUGGUGUUCGCGUUGGGGAGCUGCUGCGUUACUUGCCGUGGACUUGGCUACAAGGUGGCGACCUCGAAACUCUGCAUUCACUCAGCCAGCAGACAGAGCACUUUGAUCAGUUUUGGUCCCACAGCUGGAGCGGGGCCCGGUGGUCCAAGUACAUCAACAUACUUUACCUCCAUAAUUGCGUGCCGGCAACCAUUGCAGGAUCAUUGAGCGCUAGUGUAGCCUGCGGUCUCGUCUCAGCGGGAGUUCUGGAAGGGAGAUGGUGCCUCCUCUCCGGGCUUGUUGCCUUUUGCAUCGUCUUGCUGCUUUGGCAUCCACGGAAGCUGGUGUUUAUAGACAUCGCAUGCAUCCCUCAAUCUGACCAAGACAGAAAAGGAGAGGCCAUUAUGAGUAUGGGUGCAUUUUUGAAGCAGUCGACUUCCAUGCUAGUUUUGUGGGAUCCAUCAUGGGUGACAAGACUGUGGUGCAUCUUCGAAAUCGCCGCUUUUCUGCACAGCCGCAGUCCCGGUUGCAAGGCAGAUCUACAGAUUAUUCCUCCCUUGUUGGGGCCAGUGCUUUUGGGCUGUGAGAUGCUGCUCUGCGUAACGGCCAUGGCAUACGGCUACGUGGAAUCCUCCUUGGCCUCUUCGGAAGAGGCAGUCCUCGUGGGAGAAGAAUCUCUACUGCUCCUAGCUGUCCUUGGCCCGCUCUUCAGCUUCGUGACGCACGCUCUUCGAGGCUAUGCCCGCAGUGUUGAGAUGCUUCAAGAGCAACUCCUCGAGUUCAAGGUUGAGCAUGCGAGAAGCGCUUGCUGUGACCAGGGCCAUGAAGACAAGUCACUCUGCGACCGCGAAGUUAUUCUUGAAUGCAUCGCUGCGUGGUACAGCUCUCUGGACAGCUUUGAAUUGCAAGUCCAAUCUGAAGUGCGGAUGGCCAUCAUCGACCAGCUUGCAUACAGAGCUAUCUCCUAUCAACGCAUCGUGCUUCUUUCAACUCCCUAUGUCUGGAUUCGUCUUGAGUAUGCAGCUAGCCGCGCUAGCGAUCCCAGCGGACAAGUAGCCGAUCUGGCCCAGACAUUCACCUACUUGCUUGCGAUCUUCCCUUUGCUGGACAAACUGAGCUUCCGUUUGUGCUACCGCUGGCGAGCACGAUGUUGCAGGCCCUAUGCGGACUUCUUGCUAUCGAAUGCCAUCGUGGUCGUAACCCUCUUGUUCUACAUCGCUUGCUACACAAUCCAAAUCUACGUCUUCCGUCAAACCGAGCGGGCACUUCUCCUGAGUGUGAUCUCAAUGUUUUCCUGGUGGGCUGUCGCAGCCAUCCUGUGGCGAAUCACCUGA